ACGGCUGCGGGAUGCGCUGUUCCCUCUGACGCGAAUUACUGCGAGGAAACCCUUGUGUGGCGCUGUGGAAAAAGUUUUUGUAUUUAUCUGUGUCAGUGUGUUUAUCUGUGUUUUUUCUAAUUGUAUGAGUUGCUCGAUGGAAUGGAGUGAAAAAAAAAACGAAAACAUGAAACAAAUUGGAAAUAAGAAGUAGAAGAUGGAAAUCAGAUAAGCUCAGAAGAUAUCAGUAUUAGCAUAUGAUUCUCUUCUGAAGGCUUUGAACGAACAGCUGAGACCUGAAAUUCCCAAGAGAACACGUCAGCUAUACAUAAGUCAGAACGGGCGACGAUGAAGAUAUCUAUCGUCCAAAAUGAGCAUCUAUCUUGGCAACAUCCGACAUGAGAUGACCUUCACAGUUCCGUAGACACAGCCCCUGCGUCCCCAGAUCCAGCAUGUUGCAGGUCAAGACAAAUUUCCUGGAGGGCGGAAUGUUCCGGAAACGCCUCGAAAAGGUGAUUCUCCUGGUGUGUCUGUCGGUCACCACGGCUGUGCUGGUCUACUGGAGGCUCCACAACCAAGAACUCGCCACCAUCAUCACUGAGGCGGCCUCGGAGGACCCGUUCUUGAGUCUCCCCUCCGACGGGAAAGAAAACGGGGCAUGGCUCGCAGGCCUCCCUCGGGCCGUGGUGCUGUGGGGUCAGCCCUUGGCCGGGUCGCGGGCUGUUGGGAGGCUGUUGGCGUCUGGUCUGAAGGAUUCCUUAGUCAGCUUCGAGCCCUUCGCCCCUGAGCAGCCGAUCCACCACGCCCCCGAGGACAACACGACCCUCCACCACCACCGCCUGAGCCUCCUAAACGACCUCCUUCACUGCCGCUACUUCAGGCACAAGGACCUCGUCGACCACUUGGCCAGUCGCCCGAGUUUCCUGCUACACAACUCUUUCCUGAAGUCGCGCUGUCCUUCUGUCCUCGAAGGAUGUCUCAGGAACGGGACUUUCAUCAGCCAUGUUUGUCGCGAAGCCUCCGUCCACUUCCUGAAGGUUCUACGUCUGGACAUAAGGUGGGUUCGCCCCUUGCUAGAAGACAUGGAUCUCGACCUUAAAGUCAUCUACCUUGCGAGAGACCCACGUGCACUAGUUUACUCCCGGCGACAGGACCCUCGCUGCAACACCCAAGACUGCGAAGACCCCGUGCAGGUGUGCGCCGAGUUGCUGGAGGAUCUGGCGGAGGUGCCCUUCCUCAUGCAAGAUUUCCCCGACAGCUUCAAAUACAUGAAAUACGAGGACCUGGCUGUAGACGUCAACGGCACGGCGUCGCAGGACCUCCUGGACUUUGCCGAAAUGGAAGGACCUUCCCCGGGAUGGUUAGAAAGGGGCGGGGCGAGCGACGCGUUCCUCUGGCGAAAGGAUAUGGCCUUCGACGAGGUCCUGGAGGUGCAGGAGGUCUGUGGAGGUCCUCUGAGGGCCUUGGGGUACCGGAUUUUCGAGACCGAAGAGGAGUUUGGUAAUCCGCUCGUUUCUGUAAUGAAUAGCUGAUUAUACGUUUCUCGUGACUGAUUGACCUACGAGGCGGGCAGGUGUACGUGAGCGCCUAAACACCUGUGCACACACACACACACACACACACACACACACACACACACACACACACACACACACACACACACACACACACACACACACACACACACACACACACACACACACACACUCACACACACACACACACUCACACACACAUACACACUCACACACACACACUCCUAUGCACCUCAGGUACCUCAGUCCUUGUGUAACACGGGCCUACUAAAUGAAUUCCUAUAGGCUAUGUAUUAUCUUUCCGUCAAAAAUUAUUAUGAAUUUGUGAUACUUUAGAUUAAAAUGUGGUGUCAUACUGUUGUAGCUUAAUCCUGAUGACGUCAUCCCUUUCAACUGCAUCAAAUGUCUCAAAUCUGGAUAAAAAAGUGUCAGUACCUUAAACUUUAAGUUACUGACUGGUGAUUGGUUAAACCUAAUUAUCAUAGAUUGGCAAUAGCGAGUGACACACCCUCCCCACCCCAGAAAAAAAGUCAAUCAGAGGAAAUUGAGAUAUAUAAAAACGCAAAAAAAAAAAAAAAAAAAGAGUUACGUAGUUAAUGGUUUUUAAUCUUCUACCAUAAUUGAGUCUCCAAAUGUAUGUAAAUAUGCGGUUUUAAUCUAAACUCCGUCUCAAGUAAGGAUUUAACUACAGGUCUCGGAAGAGGAAAAUUUAUCCACAUUUGAAUAAAUAUUGAAUACCAGAGUUCGUCAUCCCUGUUUAGGUAAAAAAUUCACAGCUUAAUUACUAUCGUAAAGGUUAUAUUACGUUGUGAAUUUGUGUAAGACUGAUAUGUAGCGUGAAUAUUGAUAAUUCAUGAAGAUUAUAAAAAAUAAAAAAUGAAUAAAAACA
This is a messenger RNA of Penaeus vannamei (Pacific white shrimp), 2403 nucleotides long. Its product is annotated as carbohydrate sulfotransferase 1. Gene Ontology annotation, molecular function: N-acetylglucosamine 6-O-sulfotransferase activity. The record is from RefSeq and is a predicted model, not a curated record. NCBI's taxonomy places the organism in Eukaryota, Metazoa, Arthropoda, Malacostraca, Decapoda, Penaeidae. Gene Ontology annotation, biological process: N-acetylglucosamine metabolic process; sulfur compound metabolic process.